GUUUGCCCCGAAACUGGGGCCUCUGGCCUAUUAUCCAAUAAUAAGAACAAACCAAGAAUAUUGGACAAGCCUUCUUUGGCUCACUGCCAACAACAUCAUGUUGAUUGAAUCAAUCCCCUUCGACCAAGUUACAGGACAAGCAAUGAUCGUGAUCAGUGAGUGAGCAUCUAUAGGACGCCUAAGCCGGAUCUCCGUCAGCUCACCUUACGAUCACCAUCGUCACCGCCAUAGUCAGCCUGUCGAUCUGAGCCUGACGCAUCAUUAUCACCAUUAUCAUCACCUGCCAGGACACGUGGAACCUUUACCCUAUCUGACCUUGUCCUGGGCUCCUGGACAUUGUGACUCGCAUGACAGCCAGUCUGCCAGUACAGCCUUGUGAUCAGCCAUGGACUGGCAAAUUGGUUACACAGGAUCCAAAAGAGUGAUGUAAUGGUGCAGCGAGGACAUGUGACGAGCCACUACAGAUGUCUUUAGUGAGUUUCUCGACUCUUUGUUCCUAGUUACCUACCUUUGGUAGGUGCCAUAGGUAAGUACCACAGGGCAAGCCAACCCAGUCUCGUCAUUCAAGGCUCAGGCAGACUUUGAGUGUUCGCCAUGUUCCUACCACAUUGGCCGUGCGACGAAAGAUACGGCACCGAGGUUACCGCUCGCGACGAGUACGAAUACGACUACCUACCUUACACCUGGCGAGCGUCUUGAAUCGAAGUGUUCUGCACGUGACACAACUGGUCUUUCGACUUCAAUCCUUUCCAAAGCACAUGCCACCAACAAGUCAGCAGAACUCGUGAUGCACACAUGCCAUCUAUAAAAGGAUCAAUGCACAUCUCUCAGACAAGGACACUACGUGAAGUUCAACAUCAACACUGAGAUGGCGCCAUCACCCCGGUAUCAAGAUCGCACCAAUUACAGCCAGCCUCAACUCCAACAACCGAACAAUGUCGCAUCUCUUACAUAACACCCACCCACGCUGCCAGCCGCAGCACCUGGUAGUGUCUCUAAAAACAAGCCUUACUGUUGCAUUCGGGGUCACUGUGUCUUCGAGUAUGGAAAUAUGAAAACAGUGAUCGUCUUUCGGCCUUGUGGUCUGCAAUUCAAGAUCAAGACAUGUCACUUGAAGACCAUCACACGGACCAUAUCUGAGUCUCCUCCAUCUUACCAACAGUCACUGAUCAUUCCAACAUACAUAUGUCUGUAUGCUGCACCCCUCUGGCUCUCCUUCUCCCGCAACAUACAUCUAUAUGUUCCACUCGUACAUCCCUGUUGAACAUCUCUUCCUCCUAACGCUUGUCAUCAGCCAAGCAGUCCUGGCGGAGAUCAUCAGUCUUGGCUGGUUACAAUGACCGAACGCUCCUACGAGUCAUUGUAGGAUUUACCUUGCAUCCUCAGGGUAUACCUGGAGUUUCCACCCCGACCAUCAUCCCACUCUGCAUCAUGACUUGCUAGAUCUGGUCAUCAUUUCUUGAUCCUGCUCCGUCUUGCUACCACCUUGUAAACUGACGCGAUUUCAACACUUUAUGGCGAGAGAGUUGAGCGUCUAGAACGGUUUGUUGUAUACAUAAUUCUGAGUUUUCACCAUCAUGUCUACAUUGCCAUCUAGCUGUCAAUCUCGACACCAGGUCUCCUCUAUUGAAACUAAUAAAGGGGCCCGUGAAAAUGACGUCGUCAUCGUCCCCCGAAGCUAACAGCCCCAAACAGCCUCAAUUGGAAGAAGGUCUUGAUGGAAAGCACAAAGUCACUCAGAGUGCAGACUAUGAUGCUGCUGAUGCCUCGUCUUUGGAAGAUGUCACUUUUAAAUUCGACGAUUCCAGGAAAUUGGGCACCACGGGGGCGGUGUUCUUGAUUUUGAACAAGAUGAUCGGGACUGGAAGUAUGUUAUGGAAAUCAGAUUUCGCUACCCUUUUCUACAACUCGUGGUCAAACUCGUUUAAUACUAACCGUGACAGUCUUCUCGACACCAUCAGGCAUCUUUGCAGCGACCGGGUCUGUGGGUGUAUGUCUUUUCUUAUGGGUCAUCGGUGGUAUCCUCACCUUCGCCGGGUUAAGUGUAUUCCUCGAGUUCGGCCUCGCCAUCCCCCGCUCAGGAGGCGAGAAAAACUACCUUGAACGAGCCUAUCAACGACCCAGACUCCUCGCCACUUGCGUGCUCCUCUCCCAAAUGAUCCUCCUUGGCUUCUCCUCCGGCAAUUCUCUCGCCUUUGGACGCUACAUCCUCUUCGCCUCCGGCAGCGAAGUCGCCGACGGAUGGCAAGCACGAGGCAUUGCCAUCGCAUGCGUGACAUUCGCCGUUGUCCUGCACUCCACCCUUCCUAAAUGGGGAAUCCGCCUCUUCAACGUCUUGGGAGUCUUCAAAGUCGCCGUCCUCCUCGUCAUCGUCUUCGGCGGCUUCGCCGCCAUGGCCGGCCGCCUCAAGGUCCCCAAUCCACAUAACUUUGACAACGCAUUUACCUUCUACUCUGGCGAAACAUGGGGAAAUGGCGGCGCAUAUGAAUACUGUACUGCAAUCCUGCGUAUCGUGUAUAGUUACAAAGGAUGGGAGAAUGCAAACUACGUGCUUGGAGAAAUCAGGAAUCCCACCAGAACACUCAAAGUUGCGGCGCCGUUGGCGAUCGGUGGCGUGACGAUUUUAUAUGUCCUGGCAAAUGUCGCUUAUUUUGCAGCCAUUCCAAAGGAAGAAAUGGCCACGUCGGAAGUCAUUGUGGCGGGAGUUUUCUUUCGCAAUGUCUUUGGAAAUAGUGCGGCGGCGAGAUCGUUACCGGCGUUUGUGGCCAUCAGUAAUUUGGGGAAUGUGUUGGCAGUGAGUUUUGCUCAUGCACGACUGAAUCAGGAGUUUGCAAAAGAGGGUUUGUUGCCCUACAGUCGUUUCUGGGCGUCGAAUAAACCGUUUAAUGCUCCGGCUACUGCGCUCUUCCUCCACUGGCUCAUCACAGUCAUCAUCCUCGUCGCACCACCCGCCGGACCAGCGUAUAACUUCAUCACCGAUCUAUACACAUAUCCCGGCGCAUGGAUCAAUGGCUUCGUGGCCCUCGGCCUCCUCUACCUACAAUUCAACAAAUCCGAGAAUUGGACCUCGCCAUUCCAUACCUAUCUCCCUGUGACAGUGUUGUUCUUGGCCUCGAAUGCCUUUUUGGCAAUUGUGCCUUUUAUUCCUCCCACGGGUCCCAAGGAUCCAGAGGGAUAUCCGUUCUAUGUCUUUCCCGUGGUUGGGGUGGGGGUUUUGUUACUGGGAGUUGUCUAUUGGGGGCUGUGGAUGAAGGGCUUGCCCAAGUUAUUGGGGUAUAGGAUUGUAGCGGAGAGAUAUGUUUCCGAUACAGAUGGGAGUGAGACCGUGAGGUAUAGGAAGGUUUAUGGGAAACAUUUGUGAGAUAAUGCGAGGAGGG
Messenger RNA from Exophiala mesophila, 3377 nucleotides. RefSeq lists its product as hypothetical. The transcript has 3 exons. The record is from RefSeq and is a predicted model, not a curated record. Gene Ontology annotation, molecular function: L-amino acid transmembrane transporter activity. Lineage: Eukaryota; Fungi; Ascomycota; Eurotiomycetes; Chaetothyriales; Herpotrichiellaceae. Bases 2156 to 3361 code for a protein of 401 amino acids. Gene Ontology annotation, biological process: amino acid transmembrane transport. Gene Ontology annotation, cellular component: membrane.